Molecule: messenger RNA, 1540 nt
Organism: Anopheles gambiae (African malaria mosquito)
Lineage: Eukaryota; Metazoa; Arthropoda; Insecta; Diptera; Culicidae
Product: nose resistant to fluoxetine protein 6
Exons: 3
Coding region: 902-1534 (210 amino acids)
Source: RefSeq, a predicted model, not a curated record
CUGUUUCGCAUAAACCUUUAAUGCAUAAAUCCGUAUGUAUGUGUGUAUCUUGCUUUGUUCCAUUCCCGUGAAUGUAUUAUUUGGCAAACUAAUGCGCAUUAAUUUGAAGAGCAAAAAAACGACAAAAAAUUGAACAAAAUUAUUUGUGUGUUGUGUUUGCUGAAUCAGUUUGUAAAAUCAAUCAGCAAUGGUGCCUGUAAGCUUUAUUUAAACUAAGCACGUUAGUUGUUCGUUUGUUUUUUAACUAGUUUCUUUGACGGAUUAUGCUUCAACUCUUUCGAAUUGGGGUAUUCAUUUCGGGUGUACCAAUGGCAAACGUUGUGGUAUAUUGUGCUAGAUGGGGUGGGGGGCUUUUGGAUGAAACUUGUACAAUACCGCUAGACUAGACUGUAACUCCGAAACUCCGGGUGACUCCGAAGGGCUCUUAACGACUCCGGACGACUCCGGACGACUCCGAACAACUUCGGACGACUCCAGACGACUCCAGACAACUCCGGGAAAUUCCAGACGACUCCAAUUCCAGGCGGAACUAGUGGUUCGGAUUUUGCCAAACUGGCUCUCCAGGUGGCUCCGAACGGCUCUUAACGGCUCCGAAUUACUGCGAACUAUUCCGGACGACUCAGGACGACUCCGGACAACUUCGGACGACCCCAGACGACUCCGGGCAAUUCCAGUCGCAAUUCCGGUCGAGAUUGCGAACGACUCCGGAUAAUUCUGGGUGGACCUACCUUCCGGAAUCGGUUCCGAAAUUAUCGGAGUAGGAUCAGAGCCGACCCCAGAUUGUUGCCUCCCAUCACGCAUCACUAGUGCAAUCGAUUAUCAAUGCAGUCACUAUUUUCAUAAAAUCAAAUGUUUUGUUGUUGUUGUUUCUAUGUGCUCCUCUCCUCCUUAACAGAAACAAAUGAAAAUCGGAUGGUACAUCAGCACACUGUCCAUUGCCGUGGCGUUCUUCGGACCGGCCCCGAUGGGCUCGAUGCACUACGUGUACAAUCCGCUGCACGCCGCGAGCUACGCAGCGUUCUCGCCGAUGGCGUGGUGUCUCUUUUUUGCCUGGACCGUCUUCACCGCCCACCUGGGCUAUCGAAACUGGGUGAUAGACUUUUUCUCGUGGCGUGGGUUCCGCAUCACCACCAGAAUAUCGUACGCUAUCUACCUGACGCAGUUUCCCAUCUUCUUCUACAACGUUGGCAGAACGCGGUCGCCGCAGUAUUUCGAGUUCUGGCCAGCCGUUAUCUUCAACACUAACGAGUACCUGGUCGUGUUUCUCUCAUCCUUCCUGCUGACGGUCCUGUUCGAGACACCGUUCAUCAACGUGAAGAAGCUACUGUUCAGUAACAACCGACACGCGAAGCAGGCGGCAGGCGGCGGCGAUGGCAGCACAAGCGCCACUGAACCAUUGGCAGCGCAUCCUGCAAAACUUGACGCAGCACCGGGUAGUAGUGCUGGAGGAGUUUGUCCCGGCAUGAUGGACGAGAAUGAAAAUAGUCGAUCUAAUGGGUAUUUUGAGUGUGACAAGAGUAAAUUAAAUUGUUAGGCAGUA